This is a messenger RNA of Musa acuminata subsp. malaccensis (wild Malaysian banana), 3645 nucleotides long. Its product is annotated as serine/threonine-protein kinase Nek5. Lineage: Eukaryota; Viridiplantae; Streptophyta; Magnoliopsida; Zingiberales; Musaceae. Gene Ontology annotation, molecular function: ATP binding; protein serine/threonine kinase activity. Gene Ontology annotation, cellular component: cortical microtubule. Gene Ontology annotation, biological process: protein phosphorylation; microtubule-based process. The record is from RefSeq and is a predicted model, not a curated record.
CUUCCACAGAACUACUCACUCCUCCUGACUUCAAGUCACUCGGAGACGACACCAAAUAAGAAGGGGAAAAGAACGGGAGGCGACUGCCGCAAACCCCUCUCUCUCUCUCUCUCGCUCUCGCUCUCGCUCUCGCUCUCCCGAACCCCAACCCGCAUUGCCCUCUUCGAUCCUCGAUCGCUGCCUGGCUUCCCUUUCGGAGGCCGUCCGAUCCUCUCCCUGGAGUCCGAGAUCGCCGUUGGUAACCGGAGCUUCGGAUGGUGCGGGGUGCAGUAGGCGGUGCGUUGAUGGGAUGUCGAGACGUCGAAUCGCGCCCCUAGCUCCUGCUGGUUUCGUUUCGGGAAGCGUAGGAGGAUCGUCUCGUCAUGUCACUGGGACAGCGGAAUGACGCAGAUGAGGAUUGAUCGAUCUGAAUCUGCUCGUCUUUAGCUUCUUCAAAGGUGAAUCUGAGGCCGCGCGCUUCGGGUUUUGUUUUGGUCGUAGUCUCUGGAUCUAGACGUAGUGAAAUGUAGAUUGCGGGCAUGGAGCAAGCACCUCUGUCAGAGGACCGAGAGAGGGAGUUGAAUUUUUUUUAGGUGGUUCGAUUGAUUCAAGAAAGUGGAGUGUUCUAGAUCGAGUUUAUGGAGUCUCGAAUGGAUCAGUACGAGAUCCUGGAGCAGAUUGGGCGAGGAGCCUUUGGUGCCGCAAUUCUGGUAAACCAUAAGGUGGAGAAGAAAAAGUAUGUUAUGAAGAAAAUCCGUCUUGCAAGGCAAACAGAGCGGUGCCGGAGGUCUGCUCAUCAAGAGAUGGCUCUGAUUUCACGACUUCAACACCCUUUUACUGUUGAGUUCAAGGAAGCUUGGGUGGAGAAGGGCUGUUAUGUUUGCAUCGUCACGGGUUAUUGUGAAGGUGGAGACAUGGCUGAGUUGAUGAAGAGAUCAAACGGAGCAUACUUUCCGGAGGAGAAAUUGCUGAAAUGGUUUACUCAACUGCUAUUAGCUGUUGAGUAUUUGCAUUCCAACUUCGUUUUGCAUCGAGACAUAAAGUGCUCAAAUAUAUUUUUGACCAAGGAUCAGGAUGUUCGCCUUGGGGACUUUGGACUUGCUAAAACUUUAAAAGCAGAUGAUUUGGCUUCUUCUGUUGUUGGAACCCCCAAUUAUAUGUGCCCGGAGCUUCUUGCAGAUAUUCCUUAUGGGUUUAAGUCAGACAUUUGGUCUUUAGGGUGCUGUAUGUAUGAGAUGGCUGCUCAUCGACCUGCUUUUAAAGCUUUUGAUAUGGCUGGACUGAUUACUAAGAUUAACCGGUCAUCUAUUGGUCCUUUACCUGCAUGUUAUUCUUCUUCCUUGAAAACUCUUAUCAAAACCAUGUUGAGAAAGAACCCAGAGAAUCGGCCAAGUGCAUCUGAAAUUUUACGUCAUCCAUGUUUGCAACCAUAUGUCAGUCAACAACGUCCAUGCCCUGAUCCUUCAAAUGUGUCACAAUCACUAGAAAAGCCCAUCUCAAUUUUGCAAGGUCAGAGUAAUAUGUCCGAAAGCCAAAGUAGCAGUAUUUCAGGCAGUGAUAAGGAGAGUUCGCAGUCGAGCAACAAAUAUACAUCAGAACUGUCAAUGAAGGGGGACCAAAAGGCAAUUGAACCAGACACUGCUUCAACUGAUGAUGGGGUAGCUUCUGAUUAUAACAGUAAUUCCCCUUUUUAUGCUAGGGGUGGUACUGAAAUCUCUGAAAUUGUUAAAGAGAGACAAGAUUCAUCAAAAGUUUUACAAGUUGAUGAGCAACAAAAUAUUGAGUCCAGGCAACCAAGAAUUUCCAAAAAUAUGCUGACCGCUUUUAAAGAGGGUGUUAAAGCUAGAGAAAGCAGUUCUCCUGUGAGAGCAAGUCGAGUAAAAGUAGUUGCUGCAUCCAACCAUAGGAGUAGUACAGAGCAAUCACCUAAGGUGUCCAAGCCCACUGGUGCCAGUUUUUCGAAGCCAAAGCCUAAUGCAGAAGCGCCACCUGAUGAACCAAUCAAGAACAUUUGUGAUUCUGAAAAACAAGUGCAAGGGUUGCAGAGCUUUAAGCACCUGUCACCUGUAUCUGAAUCCUCUCCCAAAACUAAAGCCAGAUAUGAUGAGGCUUCACGGACUGAUCCUGUUAAGCAUAUUCUGGAAGACAAUGUUCCUCCUAAGAGGAGGCAAAGGAUAUUACCACCCAGCCUCACCAGAAGGCCAACACUCCCUGCUCCAAACGCUGCUGGAGUUGACAAUCCAAGUCCUGUGGAUAACGGGAACAAGAGUCCUUCGAACAAAUUAACUCAGGAGCCAGGUGUUAGUCCAAACAAAAAAAUCUACAGCCCCAGGCAAGUCAUCAGCCUGAUGGAAGAUUCAGAGAUGAUUCCUAUUAGUCCUUCUAAAGGAAUGCAGAUUAAUAAAGAUAAUUUAGAGGUGCCACCUGUUCAUACUGAAGAUUAUCUGAUGGCAAGGGUUAAGGAGCAGAGCAAAUUGUACUCAAACUGCACGGAUGAUUGUGCUGAUGAAUCUUCACCUGCUAAAAUUUCAGAAUCCAGUCCGACAAAAUGUUCCUCUUGCACACAUUCAAGGCUUGAUUAUUCAUUUGCAGAUAGUCAAGAGCAUGACAGUGGACCUUUUCCAAACUUAGAGAUCAAUACAUUGGACUUACAGCAGAGCACUAUAAAUGAUAAAAUUACCUCCAGUUCAGUUUUAGAGCUGUCCUUAUCCGGAACGGAACAAGAGUUUGUUUUCAAAGAUGAUAUUUCUAUGAGCAAGUCUAACCAAAAUCCAAUUGUGAAACGAGUUGGUGAUGACAAGUUUAUAGUCAGAGAGCUUCUUUCAUCCAUAAAAGACAUUGCACCUUUUGUUCCAGCAUCAUCAAAGAACAUACCUGCGGAGAAGGCGCCAAUCACAAAUCAGAUCUUGGAAAGGCCAGAAGCACCUCAUAUAACCCCAGCUUUUGAAGAUGUCAUUCAUGUUAUAAGGCAUAGCAGCUUCCGCGUUGGCAGUGACCAGCCUGUGCCGGAGAGCAUGGAUAAAGGCAUCCAAAACAUGGAUCCUGGGAGACUCUUAAAUGUGGUGGAAGAGGUGGAUAUGAGAAACAUCUCACAGAACCUAGAACCACCAAGAUUUGUUGAUUCUGUGCGUAUUAAAUCGAAUGUUUCAGAAGGCAGCAUCAUCAAGGAGAAACCAAACAGCUCAGAAUCUGUGAGACCAACGUCUACAAACGUUGGAUCUGUUUCGUCGGAGUCAUUGCUUAGUUCAAAGGAAGAAGGAGGUUUCGCUAAAGAAACAUUAGAUGUAAAAUCUUUUAGGCAGAGAGCAGAGGCACUCGAAGGUUUGUUAGAGCUCUCGGCAGAUCUUCUGCAGCACAAUAGGUUGGAGGAACUUGCUGUAGUUCUAAGGCCAUUCGGGAAGUAUAAGGUGUCUCCUAGAGAAACUGCAAUCUGGUUAGCAAAGAGCUUCAAGGAGAUGAUGAGUGAGGACACCAACUGCAAAUAAUGAGGAUUCACAUCAUUCUUUUUUGGAUUACUUUUCUCUUCUCUCUUGUUGCGUGGUAGCUCGCCGACUUGGUCAUUCUGUUAUUUUUGUUCAAUUUGCACAGUUUUUUUUCUUCUGGUAUUUAUUGGUGAAGAAAUAAUGUAUACUAAGAUCUAUGAACUAAAAUAUACUUUGUUGAAUA